Molecule: messenger RNA, 897 nt
Organism: Tachysurus fulvidraco (yellow catfish)
Lineage: Eukaryota; Metazoa; Chordata; Actinopteri; Siluriformes; Bagridae
Exons: 1
Source: RefSeq, a predicted model, not a curated record
UACAUGCUUCUAUUAGGGAACAUUAUUAGAAGACAUGGGAUUAGUUUCCAUUGUUAUGCUGAUGACACACAGUUAUAUAUCUCAUCAAAACCAGAUGAAAUAGCCACAGUGUCCAAAUUAACUCAGUGCCUUAGAGAGAUAAAAGACUGGAUGAGCUGCAACUUUCUAUUGUUAAACUCCGAUAAGACAGAAAUACUACUCAUAGGUCCAAAAACCAGUGCACAUAAACUCUCACAACUUAACUCCCAUUUAGAGGGAUGUACUAUUACAAGUAGCUCGACAGUGAAAGACCUCGGUGUUAUACUAGACAGUAACUUGUCUUUUAAAAAUCAUAUCGCUCAUACUACCAAAACAGCCUUCUUCCACCUUAGAAACAUUGCCAAGCAGAGACACAUCCUGUCUGUAUCUGAUGCUGAGAAGCUAGUUCAUGCAUUCAUGACCUAUAGACUAGACUAUUAUAAUGCAUUACUAGGUGGUUGUCCUGCAUCUUUAAUAAAUAGGUUACAGUUAGUCCAAAAUGCAGCUGCCAGAGUUCUCACUAGGACAAGAAAGUAUGAUCAUAUAAGCCCAAUUUUAUCAUCUCUACACUGGCUACCUGUUAAGUUUAGAAUUGACUACAAACUGCUGCUACUUACGUACAAGGCUCUUAAUGGUUUAGCUCCCAUGUAUCUAACUAGUCUUCUAACACGUUACAAUCCUUCACGCUCUCUGAGAUCACAAAACUCAGGACUUCUGGUAGUUCCCAGAAUAUCUAAGUCUACUAAAGGUGGUAGAGCGUUUUCGUAUUUAGCUCCCAAACUCUGGAAUAGUCUUCCUGUUAGUGUUCGGGGCUCAGACACACUUUCCCAAUUUAAAUGUAGAUUAAAAACUCAUCUCUUUAGUCAGGCGUACACAUAA